Nerophis lumbriciformis (worm pipefish) is the source of this 1770-nucleotide messenger RNA. NCBI's taxonomy places the organism in Eukaryota, Metazoa, Chordata, Actinopteri, Syngnathiformes, Syngnathidae. The record is from RefSeq and is a predicted model, not a curated record.
UAUGCCAUGUCGUCCCCUGGCUCGUCGUUUGUGCAGAUAAAGCACGAGGACCUGCUCUACUAUGAGAACUGUGGAGGAGGCAGCUUUGGGAGCGUCUACAGGGCAUUAUGGAUAUCCCAGGACAAGGAAGUGGCGGUGAAGAAGCUUCUAAAGAUUGAUAAAGAGGCGGAGAUUCUCAGUGUCCUGAGUCAUAAGAACAUCAUUCAGUUUUAUGGAGCCGUGCUGGAAUCUCCCAACUACGGAAUAGUUACAGAAUAUGCCAGCGGAGGGUCUCUGUAUGAGUACCUGUCCAGUGAGCAGAGUGAAGAGAUGGACAUGGAGCAGAUUAUGAUGUGGGCCAUACAGAUGGCAAAAGGAAUGCACUACCUCCAUGCCGAGGCCCCCAUCAAAGUCAUCCACAGAGACCUUAAGUCACGCAAUGUUGUCAUGACUGCAGACAAAGUACUCAAAAUUUGUGACUUUGGCGCAUCAAAGUUUUUGUCCCACACAACCCACAUGACUGUGGUGGGCACCUUUCCCUGGAUGGCUCCUGAGGUCAUUCAGAGCCUGCCUGUCUCGGAAACCUGUGACACAUACUCCUAUGGCGUGGUGUUGUGGGAGAUGCUGACCCGAGAAGUACCUUUCAAGGGCUUUGAAGGACUUCAAGUUGCAUGGCUGGUGGUGGAGAAACAAGAGCGGCUCACCAUCCCCAGCAGUUGUCCAGCAAGUUUUGCAGAGCUGAUGAGGAAGUGCUGGCAAGCCGAGCCAAAGGAGCGUCCACAGUUCAAACAGGUGCUGGUAACUUUGGAGACAAUGGCUAAUGACAGUAGACUACCUGACCAGUGCAACUCCUUUCUACAUAACAAGGACCAGUGGAGGUGUGAAAUCGAGUCGACCCUGGAGCGCCUUCGGAAGCUGGAGAGGGAGCUCUACUCCAAGGAGAAAGAGCUGGAGGAGCGAGAGAGGCGGCUGCGGCUUUGGGAGGAAAGGCUGAUGGAGCGCUCCAACAUGACCCCCAGCCCCACCUCCUUACUCAUGGAUCGCUCCAACAUGUCGCCGUUCUUCACCCCAAUGUCCAUUGGCUCCACUGGUUCCUUCUUCCGCUCGCAUUCUCAAGACUCCAACAGCACGGGCGUCAGCAGCGCGGGUGUCAGCAGUGCGGGCGUCAGCAGCCUCCUCCGCACGCUCAGCAAUGGCGACAGCGAGCGGGGGUGCGGAGGUCCAGUUCUGGAGCGGGGAAUGGGCUCUCUGGACAGCGGAAGGCUGCACGUCAUGCUCCAAGGCUUGCAGGGGCGCUUCGGAGAAGAGGACGAGGACGAGGGUGGCACCCUGGAGGAGAAGGGGUGGGGCCAACGGGAUGAAGGGGGGAGCACCGAGGGAGGGCGAGUGCAGGUGACGCUCCGGAGCUUUCCGGGGGGUAGGUUAGAGAGAGAGGAGAGAACCUGGGAGGAGGGGGACGCAAAGAGAGGGGGGAUGCAAAGGAGCAGGGUCACCACUGUUGUCCGGGGUUACUCGGGCGGAUUUGGCGAGGCGGAGGGCAGUUUGGGUGGCUUGGGGGACAUGCUGUCUUUGGACGGCAUGGGCGACAUGGACAUGAACAUGGGCGACGUGGGGCUGGUGAAGGUCAGGAGCGAGAUGGGGGUGAGAGGGCACUCGGGGGUGCAGGUUAGCAUGCGUUCCUCUUCCAAUCAGAACUCUGUCAAGAGCUGCAGUGUGCGGCACGGAUCUAACAUCAACAUGGCGACCGCCGCUAUGGACAUGAUGGAACUCGACUGGUCCGACAGUGAUUAA